Molecule: messenger RNA, 3774 nt
Organism: Sphaerodactylus townsendi
Lineage: Eukaryota; Metazoa; Chordata; Lepidosauria; Squamata; Sphaerodactylidae
Gene: HFM1
Product: helicase for meiosis 1
Exons: 37
Coding region: 1-3774 (1257 amino acids)
Molecular function (GO): ATP binding; nucleic acid binding
Source: RefSeq, a predicted model, not a curated record
AUGAUGGACACUACAUUUUCUUUGGAUAGUUUGUUUUUUGAAGGACCAGAUGAAAAACACAAAUAUCCAGAAAAUGAAGUGCCGACAAACUGGUAUCUUGCCCCUGCUCCAUCUGUUUUUGAAAUUUCACCAAGUCAACAGCUACAAAUGGAAUUUGAAAAAAAUAGCCAAGAUGAAUGUGGUGAUGAAAGUGCCUGCUCAGCAUUCAGGAAAAGCUUAUUUAAACCAACUGAUUAUACGUAUGCAAAUACAGAGAACACAAAUCCCCAAAAAGAAAUAGACACAAACUGUAAUAUUUAUAACAACAAAGGAAUGAAAAUGGGAGAUCUAUGGAAAAAUAAUUCGCAGAUCGCGCAAUAUUCAGAUUUUAAUCUGUUUAGUGUAAAUGAUAUUUUUUCUGCUUCUGCAAAUGGAAAAGGAAUUGAAAAAGUACAGUCAUUUCCUUGUGUUUCAAAGAGCUCUAGUGUGGAAGGAACAGCUAAAAAUGAAAUGAUUUUGAGAGCUGUAGCUGAAAUACCUGCUCAGUUUAGAAAUAUUUUCAAAGAGUUCCCAUACUUUAAUUAUAUUCAGUCCAAGGCUCUGGAUGAUCUCCUUUAUACAGACAGGAAUUUUGUGAUCUGUGCUCCAACAGGUUCUGGGAAAACUGUGAUGUUUGAGCUUGCAAUUACUAGGUUAUUAAUCAAAGUGCCAAUGCCUUGGUUAAAUAUUAAAAUUGUCUAUAUGGCUCCAAUAAAAGCUCUCUGCAGUCAGCGUUUUGAGGACUGGAAACAAAAAUUUGAACCCAUUGGACUGGCCUGUAAAGAACUAACUGGAGAUACAGCAAUGGAUGACUUAUUUGAAAUACAACAUGCUCACAUUAUUUUGACUACACCAGAAAAAUGGGACAGCAUGACUAGAAAGUGGAGAGACAACUCUCUGGUUCAGCUUGUGAAAUUGUUUCUCAUUGAUGAGGUACAUGUUGUGAAAGAUGAAAGCCGAGGUGCUACUCUUGAGGUUGUAGUUAGCCGGAUGAAAACUAUUCAGUCUUCCCUUUCUCGUUGUUUUGAGAACCACGAUGUCGUAUACCCCAUGAGAUUUGUGGCAGUUUCUGCCACAAUCCCAAAUGCUGAAGAUAUUGCAGAAUGGCUUUCAGAUGGCAAGAACCCUGCUGUAUGCCUGAAAAUAGAUGAAAGACACCGACCAGUGAAGCUUCGCAAAAUAGUUCUUGGAUUUCCCUGCAGUAGCAACCAAACAGAAUUCAAAUUUGACUUAACACUGAACUACAAAGUAGCUAGUGUUAUUCAAACGUAUUCUGAACAAAAACCUGCUCUUGUGUUCUGUGCCACAAGGAAAGGAGUUCAGCAGGCAGCUUCUGUCCUAGCAAAAGAUGCUAAAUUUAUUAUGAAUUCAGAACAAAAACAAAGGUUACAAAAAUUUGCUAAUUCAGUAAAAGAAGCCAGACUGAGGGAUCUUUUGAUCUGUGGAGUAGCUUAUCAUCAUGCUGGAAUGGAGAUGUGUGAUAGAAAAGUAAUUGAAGCAGCUUUUAAUACGGGAGACAUACCAGUACUUUUUACGACUAGUACCCUUGCAAUGGGUGUAAAUUUGCCAGCACACCUUGUAGUUAUAAAAUCAACAAUUCAUUAUGCUGGAGGAAUGUUUCAGGAGUACAGUGAAACUGAUAUUUUACAAAUGAUUGGACGAGCAGGGAGACCUCAAUUUGAUACAACAGCGACAGCAGUUAUCAUGACCCGGCUGAUUACAAGAGACAAGUACCUUCAGAUGUUAAAUGGGGCAGAUAUGAUAGAGAGCAGUUUACACACACAUCUUAUUGAACACUUAAAUGCUGAAAUCGUGCUCUAUACCAUCACUGAUGUAAACAUUGCUUUAGAAUGGAUACGAUCAACAUUCCUCUACAUCAGAGCUUUGAAGAAUCCAGCUCAUUAUGGUUUUUCAGUUGGAUUGGACAGAACUGGUAUUGAAGCAAAAUUACAAGAAUUAUGUUUGAAGAAUUUGAAUGAUUUAUCAUCAUUUGAUCUAAUCAAGAUGGAUGAAGAACUUUAUUUCAAGCCAACAGAAACGGGGAGACUAAUGGCUUGGUAUUAUAUUGCUUUUGAAACCUUGAAAAAGUGUUUCAUGAUUAAGGGAACAGAGACAUUAUCUGAACUGAUUACAAUGGUAUCCAGUUGUAAUGAGUUUUCAGACAUCAAAUUAAGAACAAAUGAGAAAAAAAUACUGAAUACUUUGAACAGAGACAAGAACAAGAUAAGCAUAAGAUAUCCAAUGGAUGGAAAAAUAAAAACCAGAGAAAUGAAAGUGAACUGUCUUAUUCAGGCUCAGUUGGGAUGCCUUCUCAUACAGGAUUUCCCAUUGACACAAGACAUAGGCAAGAUUUUCAGAAAUGGCAUAAGAGUUACAAAAUGGUUGUCUGAAUUUCUGGCCUCCCGUCAAAACAACUUCCUUGUAUUAUUAAAUUCUUUGAUUUUAGCGAAGUGCUUCAGAUGUAGACUGUGGGAAAACUCACUGUACGUAUCUAAGCAACUGGAAAAAAUUGGUGUGACAUUGUCUAAUGCAAUGGUGAAUGCAGGCCUGACGUCUUUUAAAAAAAUAGAAGAUAUAAAUGCAAGGGAACUUGAACUGAUUUUGAACAGGCAUCCUCCGUUUGGAAAUCAAAUUAAAGAAUCCAUAGCUCAUCUUCCAAAAUAUGAACUUUCUGUAGAACAGCUGCCAAAAUACAGUGAAACAAUAGCUGAAAUCUUAGUGUCAGUCAAAUUAACCAACUUUGAACAGCUGCAGAUCAAAAGAACUGCUCCGGAUUAUCAUUAUGUAACUCUAAUAAUAGGAGACGAUGAUAAUCAAGUGGUUUUUAAGCAAAAGAUUACGGAUUCUGCUAUGCUAAAAAUUGGAAAUUGGACUAAAAAGGUUGAAGUAAGAAGAGCUGUUAAAUCUGAGGAGUUUACCAUUAAUCUAAUCAGUUCUGAAUACGUUGGACUGGAUAUUCAUCAAAAAUUUAAAGGUGUUUACAUAGGACCAAAGAGAUAUGGAAAUCAAAUGAUCAGCAGAUGUGGAAACACAGAAGAUGAAUGUUCAUCUGAUAGCUCAUCAAAACCCAAGACUACUAAAGGAACUACUUAUAACCAAGAUAUCCUCAACAUAAAACAUGGGAACAGAAAAUGCAACCAUCACUGCAAAAAUAAAGAAGUUUGUGGACAUGACUGUUGUAAAAUUGGAGUCUCAAAGAAAUCUGACUUGAGGAAAGAGUCAACAUUGUCUUCGUAUCUUGCUGAUUUGAGGAACCGGGAUGCUGUGUCUACUGUUCCCCCAGUCAAACGAUUAAAGAUGGAUCUGUCAAACAAAUCUCAGAAUAUACAGCUUAAACAAUUUGGUUAUACUCCUAAAUCUUCACUUCCAAGAUUGUCAAGGUCAGAAUAUGCACCGCAUUCCGAGUUUACUUUAAUAGAAGAGGGGAAUGAACUUGAUGUUCUAGGAAGAGUUCAGCUGCAACCUGAAGGUUUCAAAGAUACUGAACCUUUGAAUGUGAACUUUGAAUUAGGAGAUGAUGUUUGGGAUGAUUAUAGUGGUGGAAGUUUAGAAGCUGAUAAUAUAGAGAAGUCAGAAUCUCCUCAUGUGGAAUCUAAAAACAUAUGCCUUCAGAGAUCAGGCAGAAUUGAUUCCCUUUUCCAUGAUAAGCAGAAGAAACAACCAGGUGCACAGUUAAAAAGGUUUGUCUUUGUAGUGGAUUUGGACUUGCAGCUUGAAGAAAAUCAGCCUAAAUAUUCAGAAGAAUAUGGCCUCUGA